This is a messenger RNA of Athalia rosae (coleseed sawfly), 4770 nucleotides long. It is a transcript of the gene gem, whose product is annotated as transcription factor CP2-like protein 1. NCBI's taxonomy places the organism in Eukaryota, Metazoa, Arthropoda, Insecta, Hymenoptera, Athaliidae. The transcript is spliced from 12 exons. Gene Ontology annotation, biological process: regulation of transcription by RNA polymerase II. The record is from RefSeq and is a predicted model, not a curated record. The coding region runs from base 761 to 3064 and encodes 767 amino acids. Gene Ontology annotation, molecular function: RNA polymerase II cis-regulatory region sequence-specific DNA binding; DNA-binding transcription activator activity, RNA polymerase II-specific. Gene Ontology annotation, cellular component: nucleus.
AAGGAUCGCCAACGGAAGAAAAUUUCAACGAAACGAACAAAAAAAAUCAAUUAAGAAUUAAAUAGUCGCUAUAGAAUUCUAGAAAGGACGUGUAGGUCCUGCACAUUGUUAGCGCAGUAGAACAGAGAAAAAUUUUAAGUAAACAAAUAACAAAAUAAAAAUAAUACAUCGAAAAACGUGAACGAAAACACAAAUGCUGCCGUGGAGUUCAGAGCUUCCAUAGAGUAAAACUACAGCGAUAGAUAAGAGAAAAAAAAGCUGAACGAGUCAAAACGAGGACCAAAUUAUCCGACUAGGCCUGUAAUUCGAGUUAAAGUGUUUCGAUCCAAUGUAACGACGGAAAAAUUGAGGAAACCUUGUACAGAACCAGAAGAGAACUCAAUGAAAAAAUUUUAAUCAGAGGACGGUAAUUGGUAAGAAUUUAGAAAAAAAGAAAACGCAAAAGACAAAUAAUCCAAGAUAUUUCACAAAAGGAAAAAACAGGGUACCAUUGAUUAUUUUUUGGCAAUACGUAGACGAUGACUUCGGAAAAUUUCAAAUAAAAUGAAAAUCAGCGUUUCGAUGUGGAAAAAAUAAAUAAAUAAUCACUACUACACGCCGAGACAUUCGCGUCGCGAACAUCUUUAAUCCAAUUGUUCUCGUUCGCAAAAAUUAAAAUCGAAAUCCGCGAGAAAAACAGUAAAGAUCAAUAUUAAUAAAUAAAGUAAUCAUUUAAACAUAAAUCUAAGGGUAAUUAUCGGCAAAAAAGAAAAAAUUUCGAAUGGAGUUACAUCUGAAUUUGGAAGGCGGGACUGGCGAGACUUUGAACGAUACGAUGUGGCUUGAAAAUUCGUCUUCACCUACCUACCAGGAAAUGUCACCGAAUCAGGAAACGUCAGUACAACAAGCUGCCACCAUUCCACUUAACGGCUACCACAGUCCGGUACCCGGACAAGGUAUCAUGCAGAUAAAUUGGGAGGAUAAGAGCGAUUCGCAAAAUUAUUCACCGGGUCCAACCGCUACCGCAAUGCUUAUUCGCUCGACAAGCUCAUCCCCGCAGGAAUUUCAAAAUUCUUCUGUAAUAUCCACACCGAGAAAUGAAAACGAUAACAAAUCUCAACAACAAAGAGCGCAGUAUCAAAAUUCGCUCAAACGAAGACCCGGCGAAUCGAUUCAACAGAUUUCUGCUGCUGAUCAUGAAAGAAAAAUUGUGAAAAAAGAUGGUUCUUUGAGCAACGAUUCCGGUGGACAAGGAUGGUCGACGCAGGUCGAAGACCUCGCCGAACAUCUGGUUGCAGAUUUCGAUGGCUCAUUAUCCGCUUUGGCUGCUACAGAUUUGGCUACUGCAGUUGCUUCGUACAAUAUGAGCGAGGCUCUCCUGGCUCUCCCUUCGUUAACAGUCUUCAAACAGGAAGCACCAUCGCCCGACAACCAUCACGGUAACCAGAACUUGAAUCAUGUCUCUCAGAGAACCAUCAACAUUUCGUCCGGGGGAAAUGGAAGUUCCCAAAUUGUCGGUGUUAUGGAAGCUGACAGCAACAAUAACAACAACAAUCAAAACGUUUCGAAUCAGAACACGGCCAGCCUUCAUCAACUUUUGUAUCCCUCGGACAGUGAUUAUUCGACACAAUCAUCGGUUGCAAAUCACGUAUCUUCAUCUCAGCAGGUCAACGAAUGUAACGAAGAAUGCCGAUUUCAGUACGUUCUUGCUGCAGCUACCAGCAUAGCGACUAAAGUGAACGAAGAAACUUUGACUUAUCUUAAUCAAGGUCAAUCCUAUGAAAUCAAAUUGAAGAAGCUGGGUGACCUUUCAGCGUAUCGUGGAAAAUUGUUGAAGUCGUCGAUAAGAAUUUGUUUUCACGAACGUAGACUCCAGUACACGGAACGAGAACAAAUGAUCGCUUGGCAAAGAACAAGACCCGGUGAACGAUUGCUAGAAGUUGAUAUUCCCUUGAGCUACGGAACCGUCGAUGUUCGACAACCAUCGCCGUCGAGCAACGUCGUAGAAUUUAUGUGGGACCCCACCAAAGAGGUCGGCGUCUAUAUCAAGGUGAAUUGUAUCAGCACCGAAUUCACCCCAAAAAAACAUGGUGGUGAGAAAGGUGUUCCGUUUCGAAUUCAGGUGGAGACUAGGCUAGCAGGAGGUUCUCUGCUUCAUGCCGCAUCCUGCCAAGCCAAAGUCUUCAAACUAAAAGGAGCAGAUCGCAAGCACAAGCAAGAUCGAGAUAAGGUCCUUAGACGUCCGCCCCACGAACAAGACAAAUACCAACCCAGCUACGACUGCACCGUAUUAUCUGACAUUCCACUAGACUGUUUAUCGGCGCCUAAUCUUGUGGACGGGCAGAAUGAUGCAGGCAGUCCAUUUGCACCGAGCGACGCAAUAACACCUCAGAGCCGGGCAGUGAUGAGUGGAAGUUCAUCACCGGUUGCUGGACCACUUCCGCUUUCGGUAACUUCCUCCGUUGUUUUACCGGUCGUUUUAAAUCCGGAAACGGCAAAGGAGGCCAUAACUCCGCCCUCGUCAGUUUCAUCGCCGGUCACGGUUGUACCUGAACAAUCCUGCGCCAUCCUCAACGCUAUUACCGUACCAACUUCCCUUUCUCCGGACGCAAACACCGCACAAACGAGCAGCUGGUUACGAGCAGGUCGUUUCCACUCGUUCGAAUCAACCUUUUCAAGUUUUUCGGCGGCAGAUAUCCUUCGUUUAUCGAGAGACGAUUUGAUACAAAUUUGCGGUCUCGUUGACGGUAUCCGUCUGUUCAACGCCCUUCAUUCGAAGGCCCCAGCCCCCCGUUUGACACUCUACUUUUCGGCGGAGGGUAGCGGAUCGUUAUGGAGAGCAGUUUAUCUCGACAGUCUGACCAGCAACGCAUUGGGUGCAAAACUCUACGCAGCUCUUGGGGCCCUAGGACCUCCUCAGGAUCAACUACAUUCCGUUGUUCUUUUAGGGCCCCAAGGAAUCCACGUUUUAGUUACCGACGAGCUUGUCGCUAACAUGAAAGACGAAAGCAUGUACAUUAUAGAAGUAAUCAAAGAUGCGAAAAGUGAUCGUUAUAAAUUAAUCCUUAAACCUUCAACGCGUUGACGGGACGCUAGUUGGUUCGUUAAUUCAACCCUAACGAACCCGACGGAUUAAAACAAACAGGAACAAAGAACGAACAAACACGUAUCAGAAACUCGAUGUCAUAUAGGCAAACGGGAGUAAAAGAUGAUUGCAUCGAGACCAGGAUCACGUUUAAAUGAAGAAGAGAUGAUCAAAGAUUUCCAAAUGCAUGAAGCAGAAAAAAUACAAAACAAUAUCUCACACACAAUUACAACACCGGAAAUGGUGCUACAUCACAAUGGAUAUACGUCGAUUGUCAAAAUAGGUGGAUCUAUAGGACUAGGUUGUCAACGUUCUGAAGAAGGUUGAAGUUCAAGGAAUAAUCACAAAGUCAUCACUUUAAAAGCAAUGGAAGACAGAAAAUACUAGCAAGAAUCAUGUCUCUUCGUCGCGACCCUUUAUUUUACAAAGAAAACUAUUGUAUUCUAGCAUGCGAAUUUUCUUAGUAUUGGCAGCUUUGUUUUAUUUAAUAAUUAUUUUGUUUUUCUUUCGGGUUAAAAGAAAGAAAUUAUUCGAAGAAAUCAGAUAAAAAACGAUACUUCAAUGGUGGUAAGGAGCGGUAAUAGUUCCGCAAGAUUGAUAAUGAACUUUUCUUCUGUUGCCAGCAACCGAAAUGUUCGUGAUAAAAAUGAGAAGAGAAAACGUUGGGGAUGGCAAACGUAAACGUUUGAUUUACAAUUUCAAAGGCUAAUAUCUAGUUUGAAAAUCUAUAAUCUUUGAUGUAAACAAAUUGUAAUUUCUAGUAAGAAUAUUUUACCUGCAAAAUUUAUUAUUCUAGAUAUACCAGAUUAUACGCUUCAACUAUACGCGAAAUAUUUAUGAAAAAAAAAAACUAUUUUUUGAGCUUGAACAUAUUAUUCCAGCCUAACUAGGUAUGCAUAUCUUCCAGUUUACUUUACGGGUCAGAAAAUUUGACGCUGAUUUGGUGCUUUCUUUGCGUACACAUCAUGAUAAUAAGUAUACACAUGUAUAGUUAAUGUACGCAGAGGAUAAUAGGUAAUUAAAAUCUGGACUGUUUGUCUCGAUAAAAAAUAUUUUAAGGGAUGAAAGUUAUAACAGUGAAAAUCAACUUUAUUUCCGACUCAACCGUUGACCGUUUGACCUGAAAGGCGGGACUAAAGUUGUAUCUGAUUUCUUACGAUACUUUCCUCCCGCAUUUUACGAAGAAAAGUAAAUUUGCGGCACAAAAAGUGAAUUAGUGGAACGAAAAGUACUUUUACUCCCGCAAAUGCGGGACGAAAAGUGGUCUUUACAGUCGAGUCGGGAAUAAAGUCCUAUAUGCAGCGCAGAAAUAAAACUAAUCAUUCCCUCGGACUUACUGCUCUCCCGAAAAUUCCCUCGAGUGAAUACUAAACUCACCCUCAGGAAUUUUUCUCGGGCAGUACAAUCGUCCGCGGGAAUAAACAGCAGCUUUAUUCCCUUGUUGCAUAAUUGUACUAUUAUUACGUAAAUUGAGACUAUUCUUACUAAUUUUUUUUUCAUGUAGCAAAGAUUGAGAUUCCAGAAAGAGAUAUUCGCGUAGCAAUUGAAUAUAGAAAUAUAUAGAUGUAUAAAAUUACAAAAUGGUGCCUUAUACAAAGUAAAUCCAAUUAUACGUAUUACAUAGGGUAAGGUUGCUUAAGUCGUACCCCCUAAGGAAAUGAUAUUGUAAUAUUCACUACAAUUGAAAUAAAACAAAAUAUUCUGCA